AUGGAUACCGAUAUUUGUCCCGAUGGCGAUACGCGCACUGAAAAAGAGAUGGUCGUCAAACUCAUAGUCGCUCAUUUCACUGCUGUCGUCGCAUUCUGCAAUUGGCAGUCCCUACGCAAUGAACGGCUGGACACCAUCGAGCCAGUACUAUUCCUUCUAUCGCCCUUGAUAGUAACCACACAAACAGCUCUCGGUGUCGUUAUUAUCAACCUUUCAUUUAUCUACGACGCCACUCUAUCGCCUAAACCCCUUUCUCCUCAUCUUGAAACCUACGCUCGACGAUGGAAUACACUAUUCGGAAAGAAAUCUUCAUCACGUCGAACGCCCACUGGCUCAUUGGAAGCUGCGCAAUCUCGCUUUGGAAGUGCUUGGAUACGACUUGGCAGAGCCAUCGCCAUCUUUGCAACACUGUUCCAGUUCGCCGCUACGGUAUUUCUCUACCAGCGGCGAAAGAAUCUUCAUGGCUGGGAUGCACUUACAGUCCUUGAUCAUCGAACAUUCGAGCUAUCCGUCGGCGGCGCCGCUGUUUCGAUACUAUCUCUCGCCCUGCUCCUCGAACUUCCCGGCUUUGGACAGAUGCCGGAAACGCUGUACAUCCCAGAGUACAAACCAGACCCAGCUGUUAUCUUCUGCCGCGGUGAUUCGCGCCGUUGUCCGAGCUGGUAUCAGAUCCUCUACGCUUCAGAUAUUGGCUCCGCUACAUCAGCUGCUACGUGGCUAGCGUGCGUUUUAUCGUCAACAUACAAAGGCGAGUCUAUACCGUUGAACUUCCUGUCCGAGGCAUACCAAGGGAUCUAUAGAGAAUUCACCGGCGUAUUCUCACUCCAGAUUUCAUUGCCGGUAUUUUAUCUGCUCGUUGCAGCCUAUUUCGCAUUAUUCUUCAUUAUCUCGAAUACGUACAAGGGACCAGGCUUUAAAAGUCUGCAUACUCUCUGGACCAUCAUCCCAGCUGCCCUGGUAGUGCUGGCUUUUAUGAUUGUUCUUUUCAUGAUGUUUAUGCUCAUGAUUAUGCCGACUAUUCUGGUUCUUAUGCCUUCUCUUAUCAGCGGGCCCGGGUCUAUUUUUACGAUGGAGGGGUAUGAGACUCGUGCGAUCUUUUCGCAGCCGCCGUUUACACCAGUGAUUAAUGAGACGGGUUGUCUUUUGGUUUGGAAGGAUCCUGUGGCGGAGUACUUAUGGUCACUUGUAUAA
Molecule: messenger RNA, 1191 nt
Organism: Fusarium musae
Lineage: Eukaryota; Fungi; Ascomycota; Sordariomycetes; Hypocreales; Nectriaceae
Exons: 1
Coding region: 1-1191 (396 amino acids)
Source: RefSeq, a predicted model, not a curated record